UGUGCAGUGCAAAGAACAAAUGAAAUGUCACUUUGAAGAAAUAGCGAGCAGUGGACUGGAGCAGAUGUGUGUUGUGUUUGGUACACAAGUGAAUUGCAUGAUUAGACCGUUGAAAUGUCUGCGCUUUUGGUUUGGCUCGUUCCGCGGGGAAAUGGUUUGCAGACCAUUCUUAAUUUUGCACUGAAGCGGAACACUGGAAUUCAAGUGCCUUUUUGUCCUUUUAGUCGUUCAGUAGUGACCGGAUGUGCAAGUUUGUACAUCAGACCGAGUAGAAGAGUUGUGCACAAAAAGCUGGAAUUAAGUAUAUGUUCUAGAGACACAACAGGAUUUAACUUACCUGGAAACCAGAAUAAGGUAGUUUAUUUUGGCACAUCUUCUAAUCCUGAAGAAUUGGAUCAAGGAAGAUUGAUUUAUGUUGGAAAUCUUGCCAGAUCAGUACUUGGUGUCAAGCUUUUCUCCUACUCAUCAAGUGUCUGCAGUCUCUGUGUGAUGCCUUACAUUCUUUUCAAGACUGGUAUUGGAUACCACAGCAUAAUAGUGCAGGCUGCCUUUUAUGUCACUGUAGGACUAUUCACUUUUAUAACUCCUGUUGCACUACAUUUUAUCACAAAGGGUUAUGUUGUCCGACUGUACCACAAUAGUGUUACAGAUACUUACACAGCUAUUACAUACAGUGUUUUCCUUGCUGAGAAGAAGACUGUUUUUCAUCAGAGUGAUGUGACCAUUCCUGGUGUCAGCAAGAUGUUUACUACAUUUUAUGCAAAGAACAGCUCCAUGCUUAUUAAUCCAAUGCUUUUUCUUGAUACGAGUGACUACAAGCAUCUUUUGGGUUAUGAUAAACCAUUUGCAUUUGAUGCUGAAGAAUUUGAUAAAUCAGAUAAAGACCGGUAGAAUCUAGAGCAUGAUAUUUUGUGUUAGAAUUUUAGAAACAAGAGACAUUUAUUUCAAAUGGUUAAGAUACAUUGUUACUUUUAGAAAGAAAUUUGUUUUUUUUUAAUGUGUUUGAAUAUACGUUUGUGGUAGUGUGUGUCCAAAAGUGGGAAUUUUUGCUGUGCGAUUAAAUUAUCUUCCUUCCUAAAGGAAGAAACCUGUACCAGACAUAAACAAUAAGAAGCAUUAUAAGUCAUACUUAUCUAA
Protopterus annectens (West African lungfish) is the source of this 1137-nucleotide messenger RNA. RefSeq names its product transmembrane protein 70 (gene TMEM70). The transcript is spliced from 3 exons. Lineage: Eukaryota; Metazoa; Chordata; Ceratodontiformes; Protopteridae. Gene Ontology annotation, biological process: mitochondrial proton-transporting ATP synthase complex assembly. The record is from RefSeq and is a predicted model, not a curated record. The coding region runs from base 115 to 891 and encodes 258 amino acids. Gene Ontology annotation, cellular component: mitochondrial membrane.